Medioppia subpectinata is the source of this 490-nucleotide messenger RNA. NCBI's taxonomy places the organism in Eukaryota, Metazoa, Arthropoda, Arachnida, Sarcoptiformes, Oppiidae. The record is from the annotation of a GenBank genome assembly.
GAAAUUCUAUUAUAACAUAACAAGUGAUAAAAUUAAAUUUUAUGCGAUAAUGAGUACCGAAACGUGUAUUAAUAGUAAUGAUAGCAAUAAUAAUAACUGUAUUAUUAAUGCGGAUAAUAGUAAUGACAAAUCAAGUAUUCGGCAAUUCUAUGCCAAUAAGUCGGUGUUUAUUACGGGCGCCUCCGGUUUCAUCGGAAAGAUACUACUACUAAAACUACUGGUUUCGUGUCCAGACAUCGGGCAAAUCUAUGUGUUAAUGCGGCCCAAAAACGACGUGUCUAGCAAUAAGCGACUGUCGGCUAUGCUAUCGGCGGUUCCCUUCCAGUACGCGCUCAACGACGACGACCCGCGCAAGAAAAAGGUUGUGCCCAUUGAGGGCGACAUCACUCGUCCGGGUCUGGGCUUUAGCGACGCCGACCGGGCGCUGGUCACCGACACCGUGUCCGUAGUGUUUCAUUGCGCCGCCUCUAUCAAGUUUGACGCCCCUCUC